Molecule: messenger RNA, 438 nt
Organism: Helianthus annuus (common sunflower)
Lineage: Eukaryota; Viridiplantae; Streptophyta; Magnoliopsida; Asterales; Asteraceae
Exons: 1
Coding region: 1-438 (145 amino acids)
Source: RefSeq, a predicted model, not a curated record
AUGGUUCUGUUGAAAGUCUCGCCUUGGAAGGGUGUAGCAAGGUUCGGGAAACGUGGAAAGUUGAAUCCACAAUAUAUUGGUCCAUUAAAGAUUUUGGAGAAAAUUGGUACCGUUGCGUACAAGUUAGAGUUAUCGAAGGAACUAAAUGGUGUACAUGAUACGUUCCAUGUGUCAAACCUUAAAAAGAGUCCAACCCAGGAAACUGUUAUCAACCCUGCGGAUGAAGUUCAUAUUGACGACAAGCUCCGAUUCACAGAAGAACCUGUAGAAGUGAUGGACUGGAAGGUCCAGAAAACAAGGAGAAGUGGUAUAAAACUAGUUAAGGUACGUUGGAACUCUAAACACGGGCCCGAGUAUACUUGGGAAUGUGAGGACCAGUUCAAAGCCAAGUACCCCCACUUGUUCGAGGAAGCUCAUGUGAGAGAUAACUCAGCAUGA